This is a messenger RNA of Closterium sp. Yama58-4, 3180 nucleotides long. The record is from the annotation of a GenBank genome assembly. Lineage: Eukaryota; Viridiplantae; Streptophyta; Zygnematophyceae; Desmidiales; Closteriaceae.
AUGGACGUCAUCAACGGCAGCUGGAAGUUAGUCAGGUCGAUCAGCCGCAUCGGACGGACCAGAGGGCGAGAUGACGAGCGGGAGAUCGAGAUAGGCGCGCCGACGGGCGUGAGCCACGUGACGCACGUCACCUUCGACCGCUUCCAGGGCUUCCUCGGCCUGCCUGAUGACUUUCACGGAGAGCUGCCGUCACGAGCCCUCAGCGCGAGCCGGACCGUGUUUGGGGUGCGGCCGGAGACGUUACAGUGUUCGCAUGACUUGGAGGGCAACCAGGUGCCGGACAUUCUGCUGCAGCUGCAGGCGCUGCUCUACGGCAAGAACGGGCUGCAGACGGAGGGCAUAUUUCGAGUGGCAGCACAGAACGACCAUGAGGACUGGAUCCGAGAGCAGGUCAACCUGGGCCUGGUGCCGCGCAACAUCGACGUGCAUGCCAUCGCAGGCCUCAUCAAGGCGUGGUUUAGGGAGCUACCAGAAGGCCUGCUGGACCGCCUAAAGCCAGAGAAAGUAGCGGCAGCAGAGAGGGAGGAGCAGAUGCUGGCGCUGGUGGCCACACUGCCCGCGCUGCAGGCCGGCAUGCUGGACUGGGCUGUGGGGCUCAUGGCGGAUGUGGUGCAGCACGAGGCCAGCAACAAGAUGAACGCGCAUAACAUUGCUGUUGUCUUCGCGCCCAACAUGACCCAGAUCGUGGACCCGCUCAUUGGCUUCCAGCACGUCAUCAAGCUCAUGGACCUGCUCAGAGUGGUGCGAAAGCUGCUGAGGAUCGUGGACCCGCUCAUCGGCUUCCAGCACGUCAUCAAGCUCAUGGACCUGCUCAGAGCACUCGUGCAGCGCAAGCUCAAGCAGCGGCUCGACAACCCUCCUCCGCCCGCCGCUGCUCUCACGGACCAACCAUUUCAGGACGGGGCGGAGGAGGCGGAAGAGGAGAGGGAGGAGGAUGGUCAGGAGCGGCAUGGUUCAGGCAGCCCGGGUGGCUUUAUGGGGAAUGGACCGAAUGGUGUGCAUGGCAAGAACAGGGAGCAUGGGGAGGAAAGGGAGGAUGAGGAGGAGGAGGAGGUGUUCUCAGAUGAGUGUGCGACACCACUGCCAGAGGACGACCCUCACACGCCCAUUGCCAGACCUCUUGUUCCCGAGCCUCUCAUUCCCGGACCUCGUGGCGAGCCUCCGUUUGGUUCGCCUAGCAGGAUGGGAGAGAGGAGAGGCGGAGGAGGAGGGGAGGGAGGUGGGGCGGUGGAGGGAAGAGGAGGGAGAAGAGUAGGACCGAGCAAAGGGAGAGGGGCGGGGCGAGGAGGGAGAGCACAUGGGCGACGGGCAGAGGGAGCAAGAGCGGUAGAGGGAGUUGCAGGAGGUUUUGGAGGGGUUGGAGGGGACCGGGUGCCUGUUCCCGUGUGCAGGAGUGAGGAGGUACAGGGCUCAGCAUGCAUGCUGGACAAUAGGCUGGGGAGCAGCAGGGCAGGUGAUGGUCUAGAACUGGGAGGGGAGAAUAGACUGGUUGGUGGUAGCGGUAGCUGGGAGGGGGUGCGCACAGCAGAGACAACAGCACCUACCGCCGCGGCGGUGACAACAGGCGCUGCAGCGGUAGGUGCUGGCACGAAGGCGCUUCACGAGCAGCACCAGCAGGAACAACAGCUGCAGCAGCAGCAGCAGCAGCAGCAGCAGCGGCGGCGGGAGCAACGGCGGGUGGGAGAUGGGCAGGAGGGGGCUGAAGGGAUGGAUGAGGGGAGCAGUGGCAGCGAGGGGGAGGCCGUGGUGUGUCAUGGCUGGGACACCAGGCCAGGUGUGCCUGGUGUGCCCAGAGUGCCAGGCACUUCCCUUUCCGUUUCAACCAGUGGCGGCGAUUCCCCCCACCUAUUGCUGCCCUUGCAGCAGCAUCAGCAGCAGCAGCAGCCGUUCCAGCCGGCGUGGAAGCAGCGCGGUGCAGAGCGGUGCAGCACGUUGAGCAUGGAGUGCGGGCUGAGCAUGGACGGCAGCAGCAUGUUCAGUCCACACGGGGGAGGCAUGCUGAGUCCUUGUGAGAGCAUAGACAGCCCAGGGGGAGUCCUUGCCACACCUGUGGGCCUCACAGGAGCAGCUGCUGCUGAUCCUGCUUUCUUCCUGAGGUUCCGCAACAAUUCACGCGAGCAGCAGGGUCUUUCCGCUCACGCGCCUCAGCAGGCGAUCCUGCCUGCCGCCCCCCCUGUUGGGGGGACUGUUGGUCUUUACGCCCGGGCACAUGCUGCUGCUGCUGCUGCUGCUGCUUCCCCUGCUUCCUCCCCUGCUGCUCCCGCUGCCACUGCUGCUGCUGCCGGGGUUGCGAGUCUGGUUUCCCCAGCAGCAGGCAGUGCAGCCUCCUCUCCCAUUGCGUCAAGCCAUGCAACAAGCCCUGUGGCCUUCUCUCCCACCGCCCCAAGUCCUGCAGCCUCCUCUCCCACUACCGGCACCCCCAGUCCAGCAGCUGAGAGGCGGCACGGAGGGCACAAGGGAGGGUUCAAGGGCGACCUGUGGUCCAGGCGAAAGGGACCUGCAGUGCCCCACUCCCGCCUCUCCCUCCCUUCUGCAGCCUCCCCCUCUGCUGCCGCUGCGUGCGCCAGUGAUGGUGCUUGCUCUGCUAGUGCCAAUGUGUCUCGCUCUGCCAGCAGCGAUGCCACUGCUGGAGCUGGCACUACUAGCAGUGACGUGACACCCACACGUUCCUCCACCAGUGGUGGCCUGACGCCCACUGCGCCCCUCACACCCACCCCUCCCUUAACUCCCACGCCUCCCUCCCGUCCGCUCAAAGACCCUGCCUCCCAUUCCUCGUCCCCCCUGCGCUCGCCUCUGCUGGGACGCAGACGAGGGUACAAAGAAAAGAAGCAUUCUCCGGGGAAGCACCAGCAGCAGCAGCAGCAGCAGCAGCAGCAGCAUCAGCAGCAGCAUCAGCAAGCGGUGCUGGCAUUGUCAGCAGUAGCAGCAGGGGCAGCAGGAGCAGCAGGUGCAGGGAGUGAGUUUAUUCCAGCAUUGACCCCCCGGUCAGGGUUUGGUGCAGUUCGAGGCACACCCCCUUCGGAGCCCCAUCCAAACCCUGUUGUCACCCCGCGGUCGUUCCUCUCCCGCCAGUUCCCAGGAGGGUCGGGUUUUGGUGCGGUUCCCGGCACGCCUCCUCCUCAUUCCCCGCGCCUCUUCCCCCUCUCGCCGCGGAAUUUCUUUAGAAAGCACAAAGGGUAA